This is a messenger RNA of Anguilla rostrata (American eel), 1926 nucleotides long. RefSeq names its product PRP31 pre-mRNA processing factor 31 homolog (yeast) (gene prpf31). Lineage: Eukaryota; Metazoa; Chordata; Actinopteri; Anguilliformes; Anguillidae. The coding region runs from base 157 to 1689 and encodes 510 amino acids. The record is from RefSeq and is a predicted model, not a curated record. The transcript has 14 exons. Gene Ontology annotation, cellular component: U4/U6 x U5 tri-snRNP complex; U4 snRNP; precatalytic spliceosome. Gene Ontology annotation, biological process: spliceosomal tri-snRNP complex assembly; mRNA splicing, via spliceosome.
AAUUGGCUGAAAUGCUUUGACGUAAUAUCAGUGCGCCAGCCGAAAUAUAUUUAACCAGACAACGUUGGAUCAUCGUCGAAUAAUUAGCUGUAAAUAUUUUCAUUAUUACUACAGCUUUUUCCUGGAUAAAACAGGGAUAGCCAGCAAGUCGCUAAAAUGUCUUUAGCCGACGAACUUCUAGCGGACUUGGAGGAAGCAGGAGACGAGGGUGAAGAUGACCUGUAUCCCGGGGGUGAUGGGGGAGAGAGUGAAGGGGACGCAGGUGAAAGAGAGGGAGGAGCGGGAUUGGAGGACAUACCAGAGGAGAUGGAGGUUGACUACAGUGGGACAGAAAGCGUCACUUCAAUUGCAAAACUCCGACACAGCAAACCAUUUUCAGAGAUCAUGGACAAAGUUUCUCAAUAUGUUGGAAACCAGCGCAAAAACACUGAAGUUUCAGGUCCAGUAGAGGCAGACCCAGAGUACCGGCUGAUUGUAGCUGCCAAUAAUUUGACUGUGGAAAUUGACAAUGAACUGAAUAUCAUCCACAAGUUUGUCCGUGACAAAUAUUCUAAGAGAUUCCCAGAGCUUGAGUCCUUGGUGCCAAACUCUUUGGAUUAUAUCCGAACAGUCAAGGAACUGGGGAAUAAUCUUGACAAGUGCAAAAACAAUGAGACACUCCAGCAGAUCUUGACCAAUGCCACAAUCAUGGUGGUCAGUGUGACUGCAUCCACAACACAGGGGACGUUGCUGGGUGAGGAUGAACUGCAACGACUGGAGGAGGCUUGCGACAUGGCCCUUGAGCUGAACCAAUCUAAGCACAGGAUUUAUGAGUACGUGGAGUCCAGGAUGUCCUUCAUCGCUCCUAACCUGUCUAUUAUUGUUGGGGCCUCCACCGCGGCUAAGAUCAUGGGUAUUGCCGGGGGCCUUACCAACCUAUCAAAGAUGCCAGCCUGUAACCUGAUGCUGCUGGGGUCCCAGCGCAAGUCCCUGUCAGGCUUCAGUAGCACCUCUCUGCUGCCCCACACUGGCUACAUCUACCACUGCGAUGUUGUACAGUCACUGCCCCCAGACCUGCGGAGAAAGGCAGCCAGGCUGGUGUCGGCCAAGUGCGCCCUGGUGGCCCGAGUGGACAGCUUCCACGAGAGCGUUGAUGGGAAGGUUGGGUACGACAUGAAGGAGGAGAUCGAGCGAAAGUUUGACAAAUGGCAGGAGCCACCCCCAGUGAAGCAGGUGAAGCCCCUGCCUGCCCCCUUGGACGGACAAAGGAAGAAAAGAGGGGGACGGAGGUAUCGCAAGAUGAAGGAACGGCUGGGGCUCACGGAGAUCAGGAAACACGCUAACAGGAUGACAUUCGCAGAGAUUGAGGAUGAUGCAUACCAGGAGGAUCUGGGCUUUAGUUUGGGCCAGCUUGGUAAAUCAGGCAGUGGUCGUGUCAGGCAGGCCCAGGUCAAUGACGCCACCAAAGCCAGGAUCUCAAAGUCACUGCAGAGGACGCUGCAGAAGCAGAGCAUGGUGUACGGCGGGAAGUCGACGGUCAGGGACCGCUCGUCUGGAACCAGCUCCAGCGUGGCCUUCACCCCUCUGCAGGGUUUGGAGAUUGUGAACCCUCAGGCUGCGGAGAAGAAGGUGACGGAGGCCAAUCAGAAGUAUUUCUCCAACAUGGCCGAGUUCCUGAAGGUCAAGCGGGAGGGGGAGGGUAAGCUGUGAGGCUGCAGGCGCUAGACGCAGGACAUGCACCCCCCCCCCCCCCAAUUCGCCAACGGGGACAAAGAUGGAGGCACAGAGCUCUCCGAAGUGUGGGGGGGAAUGCCUGAAAUUGUCCUAAAUUUGUAAAAUUUGAUUAGCUUAAAUCUCUAAGUAGACAGCAAUUGUUUGUACAUGUGUUUUAGCAAUACGUUGUAUUGUACACUGUUGAAUAAAGUUUUAAUAAACUCUGAGACAAUU